Meriones unguiculatus (Mongolian gerbil) is the source of this 1496-nucleotide messenger RNA. It is a transcript of the gene Nif3l1, whose product is annotated as NGG1 interacting factor 3 like 1. The record is from RefSeq and is a predicted model, not a curated record. Bases 143 to 1273 code for a protein of 376 amino acids. Gene Ontology annotation, cellular component: cytoplasm; mitochondrion. Lineage: Eukaryota; Metazoa; Chordata; Mammalia; Rodentia; Muridae. The transcript has 7 exons.
ACACUCGCCUGAGGUCGGAAGGAAAACGCACCCGGCCACUUCCGCCCACCUUCCUGCCGGCCCUGCCAAGAGCUUCAGGGCUGAGCGGAAGUGACGCGCCACAGGAGUUUCUGCGCCUGACGUGGUUUUACCUGGUUUCCGUAUGCUGUCAUCUGCACAUCUGGUCCCUACAAGUGUCCGGCUUGCCCAGUCCUGGAUCUACAGUUCUUCUCGUUCCUUCAUGGAUCUGAAGGCUCUUCUUUCUUCCUUGAAUGACUUUGCAUCCCUCUCGUUUGCUGAGAGUUGGGACAAUGUGGGAUUACUGGUGGAACCAAGCCCUCCCCAUACUGUAAAGACACUCUUCCUGACCAACGACUUGACUGAGGAGGUCAUGGAGGAGGCACUGCAAAAGAAGGCAGAUCUCAUUCUCUCCUACCAUCCACCUAUUUUCCUGCCCAUAAAGCACAUAACUUGGAAGACCUGGAAGGAACGCCUGCUGAUCCAGGCACUGGAGAACAGAGUCGCCAUCUACUCUCCCCACACAGCCUUCGAUGCCGCACCCCAGGGAGUCAACAGCUGGUUAGCCAAAGGGCUUGGAACUUGCACUACCAGACCCAUCCACCCCUCCAAAGCUCCUGACUACCCGACAGAGGGGACUCAUCGCCUGGAAUUCAGUGUGAACCACACCCAAGACCUAGAGAAAGUCAUGUCUGCAGUGAAAGGAAUUGGAGAGGUUUCUGUCACUUCUUUUCCUGCUAGGUGUGAUGAUGAUGAACAAACGCGGAUCAGCCUGAAUUGCACUCAGAAGGCUCUGAUGCAGGUGCUAGCCUUCCUCUCCCAGGACAGACAACUUUAUCAGAAAACUGAAAUUCUUUCAUUGGAGAAGCCUUUGCUCCUGAAUACUGGAAUGGGACGGUUAUGCACAUUGGAUACAUCUGUCUCCCUGGCAACAAUGAUAAAGCGGAUCAAAAGACACCUGAAGCUAUCUCAUCUUCGCUUAGCUCUUGGAGUAGGGAAGACAUUAGAGUCUCCAGUCAACACUGUGGCCCUGUGUGCUGGUUCUGGAGGCAGCAUUCUACAAGGAGUGGAGGCUGACCUUUACCUCACAGGUGAAAUGUCCCACCACGAUGUCCUUGAUGCUGCUUCUAAAGGAAUAAACGUCAUCCUUUGUGAACACAGCAACACUGAGCGAGGCUUCCUUUCUGACCUUCAAGAAAUGCUGGGUGUCUACCUGGAGAAUAAGAUUAAUAUUGUCCUGUCUGAGACAGACAGGGACCCUCUCCAUGUGGUUUAAAAUGGACAGGGACAUCAUGACACAGGCUACACAUCAUCUGGAGUGAAGCAGGACCACAGGGAGUCAGUGGCAUGGCCACACUGCUGUACAGGUGUAACAGGUGACAUCAUUUCAGCUCGUCAAUCCAGCUGACCAAGUGUUAUAGCUCAUAAGGGAAAAACUGUGUAAAGAGUUUGUGUAAAGAGUACACCAAAGACAAAUAAACUCUUAGAAAAGACUAAAA